AUGGAAAGAUUUGUGAAGAUUGGCGACAUUUCGUAUGCCAUCUACUUGAUUCAUUGGCCAUUUUUGGAACUGUUUAAUUUUGGAGAUUUUGGAAAGAAUGCCGGGAAUGAAAUUGGAAUUCAAGGUGCGUUAUCGGAAGUCGAAGCCUCUGAGUUUCUUGUUAGGUUUGGAUCAGAUCUUGUGGAAAAAGAUGAGUCCCAAUAGGGUCUAAUGCGAAUGAAAUGCAUAUCUAUUAUUCUUUGCUCCAUUCGAUCAGAAAAGGAUGCAUUAGGAUACAUUUCAUUUGCUUUCUAGACCCCAUUGUGAUACAUUUUUUGCCACGUGAUCUGGUCAUUGGUCUCUAUCGAUUUAUUAGUUUAGAACUGAUUUUUAUGGCAAAUUGACAAUGUAUUUCCUUCUAGAUGGCAUAUUUCUGAUAACAUCCGUCCUGAUUCUCGCAUAUCUGCUUGAAAACUUUUUUAAGACAGUAUUAAGUUAUGUCACUUCGUGGAUUUUGCUAGUCACAACUUUAUUACUACUCUACAGUGCUGCUUACUACGCCUCAACUUUUAUUGAAAACAAAUCUUGGGAAAAGAGUUUAACGAAUAACAGUCACAGUAAUACGACAGUAACAAGCUUUGAAGACCGCGUAAUCAAACUAUAUGAAAACAGAGGCAAUACCAAUUUAACAACGACAGAAGCACUCGACUUUAAUAUGGAAAUGAGGGACUAUGUGCAGACAAAUUUUAGUACUUGCCGCAAUCAGAGUCAAGUUAUGCCGACGGAUGUGAAGUUGGACUGGAAGUAUUUCUCGUAUUGGUGUCAUAAAAGGGCAGGUUAUUUUACUACACCUUGGAAAUGCACAGGUUUAAAUCCGACUUUUGAGAAUUCUAGGGCAAUGGGAAGAAAGAAAUCCUCCUACUUGGUAACAGUAUCUCUCGCGACUUAUAUUUCGGGGUUCAGAAAUAUUUUGCCGAUGUUUUUGAUCAUUUGACCUUUUUCGGAACCUCUGGCUGCACGUCUUUUGGGUUGGAAUUUGAAAGUGAAGAAUGCCGCUUAUAUGCGAAGCAGUUAAUUCCGAUCAUCAAAAAAUGGCAUCGACCGGUCGACAUUGUGAUUGUACAACAAUCGUGAGUAUAUGGCUUCCUAAAUUAGAAACUUUUCAGUUACCUAAAGCUAUGGAAACGUAAUUAUACUAAAAGCGACAUUAUUCAACAGAGUAUGCAGCACUUCUAUGACGAACUUUCAUCGGUUGUAAACGACGUAAUUUUCAUGAAUUCCGCGGAAUUCUUCGAAUAUCAUCGGUUUCAAAAAAUGCAAAAAUCUAUCCUAAAUAACGAAGAUUUAUCACAGUAUCAAAUAAAAUACGGCUAUGGGCGUUCCUUGUAUGGCGAUACACAGCGACGAAUCGACGCGAUCAAAUGCGAAAAGUGCCGGAAAAUCGAUUAUUCGGAGCAAUAUUGCGAUAAAAUCAAGGAUUCUUGCACAAUAAUCCACGACAAUAAGAUUUUGCAACAUCACGAUGGGCGACACUCGACGAUGUACGGCUCAUUGUUGUUGGCGGAGAAGCUGAGAGAAGACUAUGAGCAUUGGAAAAAUUCGAGGACAGAGAUUUGA
This is a messenger RNA of Bursaphelenchus xylophilus (pine wood nematode), 1596 nucleotides long. The record is from the annotation of a GenBank genome assembly. NCBI's taxonomy places the organism in Eukaryota, Metazoa, Nematoda, Chromadorea, Rhabditida, Aphelenchoididae.